CCGCGUUUCAUCUUCUUGCCUAUUCUUCGCUAGCUAACACAGAUUUUUUGGUUCUGAUCAAAACCAGCAUCAUCAAAAUCAAAACACAGCAGCUCAAAUUCGAUUUCUUGUAGCAAAUUUACUUGCACCAGAGGAGACAAAGUAGUAGCACAUUCUUCCUCAGUUUUCCUCACAAAAAAAGUUUGCGUCUUUUGGAUCUCUUAUGGCAUUUCAACCCAAAACUGAACCUGGGUCCUUGCCGAGGUCCAUUCCUACCGCCAAUAAGAAAGAAUACGGUGAAAUGAGCAUAUCCGAGCUAGUUUCUGUGCUGCGUAUUGCGUAUAAAAUUGAGGAUUUUGAUAAAAUUGAGCAAGAGUUGGUAACGAGGGAAUCAAAACUUAGGGCGGAGAUUGGCUCACUCGGGGAGAAGAUUGAGCUGGAGAGGCUCAAGAGAAUUGAAGUCGAAAGACCAAAAAUCAGAGAGGUGCAAUGUGAAAAGGGGAAGAGAGCCCAGGAGAAUUAUGAGCAAUUGUUGAAGGAAGUGAAAACAGGUGGCUUGGUUGAAAAUCAUGCUAUCGAAGAGUUAAGGGGGAAGAACGUUGCUUUAGAACGUGAAGUGUGUGAGCUGAAGGAGUUCAGGAAAAUAAUGCUAGAUGAGAUGAAAUCUGUUGCUGAACUAAGGGACACGAUCCGUGUGUUGAAGGAGGAGAAGGUUGGGGACAAGAAUGCUCUGGAUGUCCUGAACAUGAAGAACAUUGAAUUGGAGGAAGCAUUUAAGAAGAAUUUGACUGUCAUAGAGGGGUUGAGGAAUGAAAUUGGUAAACUGACAGACGAGAAACACGGACUUAAGACAUUAUUUGAAUCUAUGGAGAGGAGAUAUAGUAAAUUCUGUGUCCAUGAUGUGAAGUUGGAAGAGAGUACUAUGCCUUUGAUCAGUGAAGAUGCGUCUCAUCGUGGGAACACUGAAGUGGAGCCUAAUCUUGGAGUUUCUUUCGCUGUCAAAGAUGAAAAGGAUGUUAGUGACUACGAGCUUGAAAAUGACACGGGGGGACCUGUUCUUUUACAAGGGGAUGAAGAUACUCAUUACUCUGUUGAUAUUGGCAAUGCUCAGUCUCCCAAAAAAGGGAACAAGGAGGAUGCUGUAGGUGCAUUAGGGGUAAAAUUCAAAUUGGAAAAGGAGAUCGUGGACCUAAGUGAUGAUGAUGAUGAUGAUGAUAAGUACACAUCACAAGGAUUGCAUGGAGAGAAAGUUAUUUCUCAAAUAAUUGAAGAAAAUGAACAUCCACAAAGGGUUGAAAUGAUCAAAAGAAAACGUGCUUCUGAUAUUCAGGCUUCUACUUCCACAUCUACAUCCUCUGCUGAUUUAUUUGAAAAAGAAAAUCUCCCUGUAAAGAGAACACCAUUGGCAACUCCCACACAGGACACUCCCUUGUUUUCCUCACCAUCAUUGUCUCCAUCAUGCCAAUUUAGGUACUUGACUAGUCCACCUUCUCACAGUGGUACUAAGGUUUUAGUUAAGAAGGUUAGAGGCAGCACACGUUUGAGGAACUUGACAAGACGAAUCAGUGGAAAGAGACUUCAAGUCCACAUUGAUGCAGCUACAGGGAGGCCAUCAGGUCCGAACCGUGACACAUUCACUAGCUAUUUAGGUGCAUUGGCACGUGAGAAGGUGUCGAUUUUGCAUCCUUCAUGGGAUCACGUGAAGGAGUCAACAAAGAAGUUGCUUUGGGAGGAUAUUUUGGCACACUUUGAGAUAGUACCAUCUGAAGCUGUCAAGGGGAAGACAUUAUCUUCAAUUGCAAGCAUGUGGAGACACUUUAAAACCUACCUCACUACGCGAUGGGCUUUGAAUGAGGAUAAAAUUAACCGAGGAAUGACUCCAUGCAAUAUAUAUGGUAUCGAUGAGGAUACGUGGAAGCAGUUUGUGCAGACUCGGUCUAAUGCAUCUUGGGAGAAAAAGAGAAAAAAAGCUCAAGAAAUCCAAAAGAAGAACGAUACUCCUCAUCGGUUAUCUCGAGGUGGUUAUCGGUUAUUGGAGGAGAAAUUGAUGGCUGAAAAGAUCAAAUUAAGGGAAGAGCAGACAUCAGAAUGUGAUAUUGAGGCUCAGACCAACACUAGUCCCCCUUCUCCUCCUUCCCGUCACGUUAAAUGGAAGAGGGCUCGAAUGACAUCAUCAGGCCAAUUCACGUCAGAAUCAGCACUUCAAAUUGCUAAGCGCAUUGAUUCCCUGGAGAAGCAGUCCAAACAGGGUAUGUUUCAUCCCUCCGGACGUCAAGAUAUACUGGCUACUGCUAUUGGACGUCCAGAGCAUCCUGGUUGUGUUCGUACAGCUGGUAAAGGUGUGGGAAUACGACAAUAUUUUGGACCAUCCUCUCCACAUGUUCACACUGCUUCAUCGCUGAGCCAUGAGGAGUUGGAAAAGAUUGAACAACAAAUAGCUGCGAGGUUGAAGACCCAAAUCACUGAGCAGGUCAUGCGGGAAAUGUCUUCAGUUGAUCCUUCUUCACUCUCCUCACAAGCACCUCAGUCUCCUCCUUUAGCUCCUCGUGUUAGCACAAUGGAAAGUUCUGCUGCUGUAGUUAUAGACCCGUCAAGUGACAAGACUCACUGACACCAAUAGUUGGAAUGAGUUAUAAUGAGGCUCCUAUAUUAUCCACCCCACACCAUUGUGAAAAGAUUAUGUUAGGACACUGGUUUAAGAUGUUUCACUAAUCAAGUUCAAGCAACACAACCUUGAAAGACUUGUUUUAUUUGGCCCCUACAGUAACAUUAAACAAGGAUUCUGAUAGCCUAGCAAAGGGGUUCUUCUCUAGCGUGACACUGUAAGAGCUGAUAACUUUUUGGCUGAAUCUUUUGCAUCCUCCUUUCCAGAGAUAUAGUGAGAUGUUUUCUUUCCUAUUUAAAAUGAUGAAUGAGAACAUGUCAGUUAACAUAAAUUACAGGAAUGAUCUGGAACUUUUUGUGGGAAGUAUUUGAAUAUUUCAAUCAUAUGGGGAUGUAAAUUUGUAGAACUUAGAAAUGUUUAAGACAUGUAUAGCUAU
Vigna unguiculata (cowpea) is the source of this 3020-nucleotide messenger RNA. RefSeq lists its product as uncharacterized. Lineage: Eukaryota; Viridiplantae; Streptophyta; Magnoliopsida; Fabales; Fabaceae. The record is from RefSeq and is a predicted model, not a curated record.